Ricinus communis (castor bean) is the source of this 662-nucleotide messenger RNA. RefSeq names its product 60S ribosomal protein L27a-3. Gene Ontology annotation, cellular component: cytosolic large ribosomal subunit; ribosome. The transcript has a single exon. Gene Ontology annotation, biological process: translation. Bases 96 to 536 code for a protein of 146 amino acids. Gene Ontology annotation, molecular function: structural constituent of ribosome. Lineage: Eukaryota; Viridiplantae; Streptophyta; Magnoliopsida; Malpighiales; Euphorbiaceae. The record is from RefSeq and is a predicted model, not a curated record.
AUAUAAAUGGGCAAAACCCUAGUUCAAGUCUCUUAGCAGCUCUCUCCAUCAUCUCCGCGAAGAGCCGCAUCUUGUAAUCUGAGAGGAGGGCCAAAAUGACAACCAGAUUCAAGAAGAACAGGAAGAAGAGGGGCCACGUAAGCGCCGGACACGGUCGUAUCGGAAAGCACAGGAAGCAUCCAGGAGGUAGAGGUAAUGCAGGAGGUAUGCAUCACCACAGGAUCCUCUUCGACAAGUACCAUCCCGGUUAUUUCGGAAAGGUCGGUAUGCGUUACUUCCACAAAUUGCGCAACAAGUUCUAUUGUCCCAUCGUCAACAUCGACAAGCUCUGGUCUAUGGUUCCUGAGGACGCUAAAGAGAAGGCCAGCAAGGACAAUGUUCCUAUGGUUGAUGUCACUGAGUUCGGUUAUUUUAAGGUCUUGGGCAAGGGUGUGCUUCCUGAGAAUAAGCCUAUUGUUGUGAAAGCCAAGUUGGUGUCUAAGAUUGCCGAGAAAAAGAUUAAGGAGAACGGCGGAGCUGUUGUCCUCACUGCUUAAGUUGUUACCUUUUUUUAGUAAUAUUUUUGAAUUUUCUUAGAGUUUGAUAUGAAUGAGUACCUUUUUAAUGGUUAUUUGGUACGCUUUUUAUUUUAAUGGAUAUGAGUUAAUUUGCCAGUGCUUUUA